GCCGCGGCGUCUUUAGCGGCGCCCAGUGCAGGAUGGUGCUGGAGGCGGCGGCGGCGGCCGUGGUGGCGGCGGCUUCGUUGGCGGCAGCGGGAGGGGGUGCUGUGGCAGCAGCGGCGGCGGCGCCCGCGGGUGGUAUAAAAUGGCGGAUUUCGAGGAGUUGAGGGAUCUCCAGUACAAUGUUGAAUAGAAGCGGUGAUGGGGGCAUCCUGAUCUUGUUCCUGAUUUUAAAGGGAAUGCUUUCAGAGUUUCACAAAUAUGGUUUCUAGUUUUAGGGUUUCUGAACUACAAGUGUUACUAGGCUUUGCUGGACGGAAUAAAAGUGGACGCAAGCAUGACCUCCUGAUGAGGGCGCUGCAUUUAUUGAAGAGCGGCUGCAGCCCUGCGGUUCAGAUUAAAAUCCGAGAACUGUAUAGACGCCGAUACCCACGGACUCUUGAAGGCCUUUCUGAUUUAUCCACAAUCAAAUCAUCGGUCUUCAGUUUGGAUGGUAGCUCAUCGCCUGUAGAACCUGACUUGGCUGUGGCUGGAAUCCACUCGUUGCCUUCCACUUCAGUUACACCUCACUCUCCGCCCUCUCCUGUUGGUUCAGUGCUGCUUCAAGAUACUAAACCCACCUUUGAGAUGCAGCAGCCAUCUCCCCCAAUUCCUCCUGUCCAUCCUGACGUGCAGUUAAAAAACUUGCCCUUUUAUGAUGUCCUUGAUGUUCUUAUCAAGCCCACAAGUUUAGUUCAAAGCAGUAUUCAGCGAUUUCAAGAGAAGUUUUUUAUUUUUGCUCUGACACCUCAACAAGUUAGAGAGAUAUGCAUAUCCAGGGAUUUUUUGCCAGGUGGUAGGAGAGAUUAUACAGUUCAAGUUCAGCUGAGACUUUGCCUGGCAGAGACAAGUUGCCCUCAAGAAGAUAACUAUCCUAAUAGUCUCUGCAUAAAAGUAAAUGGGAAGCUGUUUCCUUUGCCUGGCUAUGCACCACCACCCAAAAAUGGGAUUGAACAGAAGCGCCCUGGACGCCCUUUGAAUAUUACAUCUUUAGUUAGGUUGUCUUCAGCUGUGCCAAACCAGAUUUCCAUUUCUUGGGCAUCAGAAAUUGGAAAGAAUUACUCCAUGUCUGUAUAUCUUGUACGACAGCUCACAUCAGCCAUGUUAUUGCAGAGAUUAAAAAUGAAAGGUAUUAGAAACCCUGAUCAUUCCAGAGCACUAAUUAAAGAGAAACUUACUGCGGAUCCUGAUAGUGAAAUUGCUACUACUAGCCUUCGCGUGUCCUUGAUGUGCCCUUUAGGGAAAAUGAGGCUGACAAUCCCAUGCCGUGCAGUGACUUGUACACACCUACAGUGUUUUGAUGCUGCCCUUUAUCUGCAAAUGAAUGAGAAGAAGCCCACCUGGAUUUGUCCUGUUUGUGACAAAAAAGCUGCCUAUGAAAGUCUAAUUUUAGAUGGGCUUUUUAUGGAAAUUCUCAAUGACUGUUCUGAUGUGGAUGAGAUCAAAUUCCAAGAAGAUGGUUCUUGGUGUCCAAUGAGACCGAAGAAGGAAGCUAUGAAAGUAUCCAGCCAACCGUGUACAAAAAUAGAAACUUCAAGUGUCCUCAGCAAACCUUGUUCAGUGACUGUAGCCAAUGAGGCAAGCAAGAAGAAAGUGGAUGUUAUUGACCUUACAGUAGAAAGCUCUUCUGAUGAAGAGGAAGACCCUCCUGCCAAAAGGAAAUGCAUCUUUAUGUCAGAAACACAAAGCAGCCCAACCAAAGGGGUUCUCAUGUAUCAGCCAUCUUCUGUAAGGGUGCCCAGUGUGACUUCGGUUGAUCCUGCUGCUAUUCCGCCUUCAUUAACAGACUACUCAGUACCAUUCCACCACACGCCAAUAUCAAGCAUGUCAUCAGAUUUGCCAGGUUUGGAUUUUCUUUCCCUUAUUCCAGUUGAUCCCCAGUACUGUCCUCCUAUGUUUUUGGAUAGUCUCACCUCACCCUUAACCGCAAGCAGUACGUCUGUCACCACCACCAGCCCCCAUGAAAGCACUACUCAUGUUAGUUCAUCCAGCAGCAGAAGUGAGACAGGGGUCAUAACCAGCAGUGGAAGUAACAUUCCCGACAUCAUCUCAUUGGACUAAAAGGAGGACUCACUCGAUUCUAGGAAUCAUUCGUCAAAGCUGCUUUCUUGGAUCCCUGGUCCGCGGAAGCUAUUUUUUGGUAACAGUUACUUUGAUAUUUAUUGAAACGUCAAAUGGAUUCUUUUGCCUUUCGAGAGAUGAACACAGAUGACUGCAGCAAGAACCACAUGACACGCAAGGAUUUUUCUUAUCCCUGCUGUACUCUGAGCAUCAGACACAUCCAGCCAUAACUGUAUCUUCUUGAGAGAUGGAUUUCAAUUUCAUACGUUACUGGAUGGAUUCUACAAAUCAGUUAAUUUUUUUGUUGUAAUAAACAGCAAUAAAAUUAUGUAAAUAUUCAAGUAAACGUUUUUCUAAUUAAAAAGAAUGUAAUCAGUGGUUCUAAAAUGACAGCAAUCUUUGUUAAACCUGAUGUGAAGGAAAAAAUAUAUGGAAAGACAAUGUUUGCCGAAUGAGUCCGUUCCAUGGAGAUUUGUUCUCUUUCGUUGAAGUAAUGAAGUCUUGAUAAGUGGCCAAAGCUUGGGUUCGUUCCACUUUUAUUCCUGCAGUUCCACUUUCCUUCCUGAUUCCAUCCAAGAAAAAUGGCCCUUGUGUUACCCAUUUUUACCCGUGUCAUUUACAUUUGAUGCUGUGUGCUAAUGAAUGCAGAGUGAGGUUCUGGGAUUUGGUUGUGCUUUGUUAAGUGAUUGUACUGAAGAACACUAUCACCGACUGCCCUGACAUAAUGUGUGUUAUUUUUGGUAAUUGUACAUUUCUCAUUUAGGAGAUUUCUAUGAACUGGGCUUACCUUCUCAUAAAAGAAAGUCUCUGCAGCUGUUGAAUGAAAUUUUUUGGAGUGAGGUGUGGCUGGAAUGUUUGUUAGAAUUUUGUUCAUGCUGUCCAGAAAUACUGAGAGCUUGGUGGCAGUGCUUCGAAGAACAGAUUUAGGAGUAGUGGGAAUAACAAAGUCUAAUUUCUUCCUGAAGACUUCUUUUGCUCCUUUAUUUUAUAGAAAAAUGUACAAAUCUUCCUUGCAACUUUUCCGUUUAGUAACACUGACAAAGGAAAGAUGUGUUAGAUCUUAUAUUUCUCAUAAUGGUGGUUUUCAGAUUUAACAAACAAUACCAAAGGGAAGGGGGUGGCAUCAAAUUUCCUUUUCCUUUUUUAAAAAGAAUUUUUUCCUAAAACUGUGAAGGACAAAACAGAAAUGUUUGAAUGGAAGAAAGGAUGGGAGAGGAUGGGCCUGAAACCCACUUUGAAGACAGCUCUCUUGAGUAUCUGAUUUUAAAUCUCGUAGGAAACUUGAGUUGUACCCUUAGAGGAACAUUUUUAUCCAAAUGUUAAUAUUUUCCUUUGCUUCAUUUGGCCGCAGAAUGAUUUCUGAGUUCUUAAGGAGUUAAUAGUUCCCUAAUGUUUAGCUUUCUCUACCCGAACUAUAUCUACUUUAAAAAUCAGUCGUUUUUUUAAAAUGGGUUAAUCUGAUUUCUCCAACGAAAGUGGCCAGAUGAAGAGCCUCCCAAUUUCAGUUAGGAAAGGGAAUGCAUUACUUCAGGGUUUGUGCAACUCCAGGGAGCUGACUUGUCACUGGUUUUCUACACCUCAGUUUUUCAUGGCCUCUGUGCUAUUUUGUACCGACUCAUUUCAUAUGAUUUUCUACGUCAUCCCUUUGGCUGAAUCUUCCCCUUAAUGUAUUAUCCCUUUUGGAGAGCUGCUUAUUAAAAACAUGGAAAACAAACCUGAAUCUUCUUGCCAAUAGUUGCAUCAUAGUUGCCAGUUGUACCUUCUUAGUCUACUUUAUAGUCCUUUGGUCCAGAUGCAGAAUUUCUUGCUAGUAAAAUUUGAUGUUGCUGCUCUCAAUAAGGAUGCAAGUUCUGUUAACUCUAAUAGAAAAAGUAACCUGAUUUAUGUGGUAUAAUUUGUUAAUAAAGAAAUGCUGUAUAUUUGUUACCAUUUUGUUACCCUUUAGAUUCUCAAAGCCCCUCCCCCCCAUUUAACCAACAAAGUUUUAUAAAGUAAAUGAACAAAUUAAUAGAAAUUAGUUUAUUUACUUGGUUCUGGUAACUCAUACCUCUGUGCUUUUAUAGUUGUGCUUUGCUUCCUUUUCACUAUUUUAUGUGAACAGUUUUAUUGUUCAUUUUUGGUGCUUUACAUACAUUUCACAUAAAUUUUUAAUUUAUCUCAUACAGGCGACUAACAUUUUAAAAAAUAUGCUUUUAAGUUUAUAAUUUUAAAAUUGGGACUUUUGUGUAUCUUUGAAGGUGAGUAAUUUUCUUUAUGCUUUUGGCACUAUGGGAAUAGCGUGGUUUUUAAGCCAUUGUCCUUUUUUUAGUAUGGUCACUAAAUAUUUUUACUAAGACCCUGACUUUGUAGCAGUUUCUUUUACAACCCAGAUAUCUGCCCAACCAAGUAUAAUUCAGUUUUCAGAGGAGGUUAUCUAUAGCUGUUACUUAGAUGUCAGCCCGCGAGUGACAUCUUUAACAAUGACUUGAUAACGUUUAAGGAAAAGAAACUGUAGCUACUAGUCUCCUACGAACACUUAGCCUGUAUUUUCAUCUUGAUUCACAUAGAAAUGUUAAGAGAUUUCCUUGCUUUGGUAACUCCUGACAAUGUAACUGGUGCUGAGUGUAGCUUCACGCUUAAGGUCUGCUGACAUUUACUAACUUUCUGACUCUUAGGUGAGCCACUGUAGGAUUUUGUUUCCAUUUCUGCCCAGAAGGUAUAAAUACUAGGCAUCUGUUGUAGGAUAAUUAUACAGGCCACAUGAAACAGUAGAGGUAAAUUUAGGUUAUAUGACAUUUACUUGAUGAUGUAUUUCAGGAAAUUCAGAAUGAAAACACCAUGAUUAGGUGAAUGAUUGUGAAUGUAAAUGAAGAGAUCCGAAACUCUUGGUACAAAGUUUCCCCAGGGUAGAAUCUUAAGGAAUUGGAAGAAAGGUAAGAUGUUGAAUUUUAGAUGAAUGAUAUUCAACAGAGACCAUUCUGACUUUGGAUUCAGACCCGUCCUGGACAUCCAUCAUUUAGUAACCAAGUUGUCUGCUUGUCUUCUGCUCAAAAAGUAUUUAUUAGAUAUAUUUUGCCUUUUCAAGUAAAGUUGAUUUUUACAAAGCAUUAGUCUUCAGGUCUGUUUUUCAUUUCUCUCUAGCCCCACAAUGCGUAAAAAAAGUGUCAUUUUUUUUUCUGAUAAAACAGUUUUAUUUUCCUAAUCUUUUUCACCUUGGAAAAUGUAGAACCGUGCGCCAUUUCGAUUUGGGUCUGGUGAGGUAUUUUGUGACUCUAGAUCCAUGGGAGCAUGGAUGAAGUUGUUGUUUAGAUUGUGAUUAUUGACUGGACCUGGUUCACCAUCUUUUCCUGCUACAGUUCUUCACGAAUAUGGUGAAACUUGUGGAAACAAAUUUAAUAAUUUCUCUGCUUUUUAAAGAGUCUGAUGCUCCUGUCAAAUGAAUGACUGUUUGUAUGCUCCCACUUUUUUGUCAUUGUUGUUAGGAACCACGCUCCAGUUCCUAGCAGAAACAAAUAAAGCUGUACAAAAAUGCCCAUUCUUCUUUAA
Molecule: messenger RNA, 5619 nt
Organism: Phacochoerus africanus (Common warthog)
Lineage: Eukaryota; Metazoa; Chordata; Mammalia; Artiodactyla; Suidae
Gene: PIAS2
Product: protein inhibitor of activated STAT 2
Exons: 15
Coding region: 256-2094 (612 amino acids)
Biological process (GO): regulation of transcription by RNA polymerase II; protein sumoylation
Molecular function (GO): SUMO ligase activity; transcription coregulator activity; zinc ion binding
Source: RefSeq, a predicted model, not a curated record